This is a messenger RNA of Rhodotorula graminis WP1, 1206 nucleotides long. RefSeq lists its product as uncharacterized. NCBI's taxonomy places the organism in Eukaryota, Fungi, Basidiomycota, Microbotryomycetes, Sporidiobolales, Sporidiobolaceae. Gene Ontology annotation, cellular component: cytoplasm. Gene Ontology annotation, molecular function: GTP binding; mannose-1-phosphate guanylyltransferase (GTP) activity. The transcript is spliced from 8 exons. Gene Ontology annotation, biological process: GDP-mannose biosynthetic process; cell wall mannoprotein biosynthetic process. The record is from RefSeq and is a predicted model, not a curated record. The coding region runs from base 1 to 1206 and encodes 401 amino acids.
AUGCCCGGCGACCUCAAGGCCCUCAUCCUCGUUGGCGGUUUCGGCACGCGUCUCCGCCCCUUGACGCUCACGUACCCCAAGCCCCUCGUGCCGUUCGCCAACAAGGCCAUCAUCCUCCACCUCGUCGAGAACCUCGUCAAGGCUGGCGUCAAGCACAUUGUCCUCGCGGUCAACUACCGCCCCGAGGUCAUGAUCGCUGUCCUCAAGAAGUACGAGGAGCAGUACGGCAUCACCAUCACGUUCUCCGUCGAGAACGAGCCCCUCGGCACGGCUGGCCCGCUCGCCCUCGCUCGCGACAUCCUCGGCAAGGACGACGCACCCUUCUUCGUCCUCAACUCGGACGUCACCUGCUCGUACCCGUUCCAGGAGCUGCGCGACUUCCACACGGCGCACGGCGGUGAGGGUACCCUCAUGGUCACCAAGGUCGACGAGCCGUCCAAGUACGGCGUCGUCCUGACCGUCCCCGGCCAGAGCACCAUCGACCGCUUCGUCGAGAAGCCCAAGGAGUACGUCGGCAACCGCAUCAACGCCGGCAUCUACAUCUUCAACCCGAGCGUGCUCAACCGCAUCGAGGUCAAGCCGACCUCGAUCGAGAGCGAGGUCUUCCCGGCCAUGGCCAAGGACCGCCAGCUCCACUCGAUGGACCUCGAGGGCUUCUGGAUGGACAUCGGCCAGCCCAAGGACUACCUCACGGGCACCUGCCUCUACCUGUCGUACCUCACCGCCUGCAAGUCGACCGAGCUCGCCGACCCGGCCAAGCACGAGGCCGUCACGGCCGGCAACGUCAUCAUCCACCCGUCGGCCAAGGUCGACCCCUCGGCGUCCAUCGGGCCCAACGUCGUCGUCGGCCCCAACUGCACGGUCGGCAAGGGUGCCCGCCUCCAGCGCUGCGUCCUCCUCGACGGCGCCCGCAUCAAGGACCACGCGUUCGUCCAGAGCUCGAUCAUCGGUUGGUCCUCGACCGUCGGCAAGUGGGCACGCGUCGAGGGGACGACCGUUCUCGGUGACGACGUCAACAUCAAGGACGAGGUGUUCAUCAACGGUGCUUCGGUUCUGCCGCACAAGAGCGUCUCGAACUCUAUCCUCGAGCCGAGUAUCGUCAUGGUCCGUCCCGAAUUUCCCUUGUGCCCUUCUUCUACACGCUCUGCAUGGGCCGCGUCGUCGACGUCGACGUCCGAGCGGCAGCGUCGUCGUCGUCUUACCUGA